UAAAAAUUUCCAAGUAGCGAAAGAAAGCCUUCCAUUGUCGAGUAGCAUUCCAAGUUUUCUACGACCAUCUGGACCACCCUCUCCAGCAGACUGCUCAUACAUUGCCCCGGAACGAGUCGAGAGGUUUCCCAGUUCCCCGAGGCCCAUCUACUUCUUCCGCCCUACUCUUCGCUGCUCUCGCGAAAAGAACAGCGUCAACCACUCAAAUACUGCCUGGCGCUCUGGUGCAUUUGCAUCAUCAACACACUCAAUAUGGCGUCGGACGAGAUUGUGUGGCAGAUCAUCAAUCAGCAGUUCUGCUCCUUCAAGUUGAAGACUACGAAAGAGAAAAACUUCUGUCGCAACGAGUACAAUGUCACAGGCCUAUGCAAUCGGCAGUCCUGCCCGCUGGCGAAUUCUCGCUACGCCACAGUUCGAGCCGAUCCUGUCAAGGGUACACUGUAUCUGUAUAUGAAGACCAUUGAACGCGCCCACCUUCCCUCCAAGCUCUGGGAAAAGAGGAAGCUGAGUGCUAAUUACCAGACGGCCUUGAAACAGCUUGAUGACAUGAUGCUAUACUGGCCUCCUUUCUUGCUUCACAAGGCCAAACAGAGGUUGACUCGCCUUACUCAAGUAGCCAUUCGAAUGCGCCGGAUCGCAGCCGAGGAAGCAAGGCUGGGAGAGAAGUUGACGCCCAAGCUAGCCCCCAAGAUCAGACGACGAGAGGCUACGAGAGAGAGAAAGGCAGAAGCAGCGGCUAAGCUUGAACGGACAAUUGAGAGGGAACUUCUACAGAGACUUAGGGAGGGUGCGUAUGGCGACCAGCCGCUCAAUGUCAGCGAGAACAUCUGGAAGAAGGUGCUCAACGAGAUGGAGAGAGAGGGCGACGGCACCCGAGACAAGGACAUGGACAAGGGUAUCGAAUCGGAGGACGAGAACGAGAACGAGUAUGAGUAUGAGCAAGAGGAAGAAGAUGACGAGGACGGCGCAGUGGAGUACGUUUCUGACCUGGAUGAGACGGAUGAUGACCUGGAUGAUAUGGAGGACUGGCUUGGAGAGAGCGACGAGGAGGACGAGUCGGAAGAGGACGAUGAAGAUGAUGAGGAGACCCAAGAGGUCGACAUCAAGAAGAAGCUGGCGGCCGGCGGCAAGAGGAAGGCUCCAGCAGCGCCUGCCCGCAAGCCGACGAAGGGCACGAAGCGAAGAAAGGAGGUGGAGCAUGAGGUGGAAUAUGAACCGCGGACUCAGGAACUGGCGUUCUAAGGGGGCUACUCGGCACGUACAUGAUGCGUAGUCUUGACGGGCUGCCCGAGGUUUACAGAUCACAGGCGUUAAUUCAUGAUACCAAUUGCUAGAAAGAAAUAUCAUCGUCCAGUUCUGAGGUUUCAUUUUGUGGAGAGCAUUCCGUGGUUUGCAGAAAGCAGCGAGAGUCCUUUGUUUGAGCAGGUACUUAAAAAACGGCGGGGAAGUCUAUAAGAUAAGAUGAUGAAAUAACUUUGACUACGUUCAACACGUUGAUUGAAGUCUAAUGUGUAUCCGAGCUGUUGCGGCCCGAGGCGCGCAUUAAAAAAAGAAUAAGUGCUAGACACCCUCCC
Messenger RNA from Truncatella angustata, 1574 nucleotides. Its product is annotated as ribosomal L28e protein family-domain-containing protein. NCBI's taxonomy places the organism in Eukaryota, Fungi, Ascomycota, Sordariomycetes, Amphisphaeriales, Sporocadaceae. The transcript is spliced from 4 exons. Gene Ontology annotation, cellular component: preribosome, large subunit precursor; nucleolus. Bases 253 to 1242 code for a protein of 329 amino acids. The record is from RefSeq and is a predicted model, not a curated record. Gene Ontology annotation, biological process: maturation of LSU-rRNA; maturation of 5.8S rRNA.